Messenger RNA from Myotis davidii, 3595 nucleotides. It is a transcript of the gene ALPK1, whose product is annotated as alpha kinase 1. NCBI's taxonomy places the organism in Eukaryota, Metazoa, Chordata, Mammalia, Chiroptera, Vespertilionidae. The transcript has 14 exons. The record is from RefSeq and is a predicted model, not a curated record. Gene Ontology annotation, molecular function: ATP binding; protein serine/threonine kinase activity. The coding region runs from base 38 to 3352 and encodes 1104 amino acids. Gene Ontology annotation, biological process: protein phosphorylation.
GGUGGACCAGGGACGUGCACCCGCGUGAGGGAGGGGCAUGGACAGCCCGGGCGCUGUGGCCGCACACCUGCAGGAGUGCCUGCACCUGCUGCAGCAGCUGGCAGUGGCUCCGGGCGCACCUGCACGGGAACAGCGCGGGGACAAGGACCAGCCACACGGAGCUGCACUCCCCGGCGAGCUGCGGACCCUCCUCCAGGAGGCCAAGGACAUGGCGUGGCCCUUCGUGCCCGAGAAGUGGCAGUACAAGCCGGCCGCCAGCCCCGAGGACAAAGCCAACCUGCAGGACCUGGUGGGCGCCGGGCUGCAGCAGCUACUGAUCAGUGACUUAGACGUCCAGGCGCCCGAGACCCGGCAGGUUCAGUCAGAGCAGCAGACGCCGAAACACACGAUCUGGUCCCAGGAAGGGCCAGCCGCGCUCUGGAAACUUUUAAAAGCCGAGGUCAUCCUGAGCAGUUUGAUCAGCAACAAGGGAGCCACAGGCUCCUGGCUGUACAGACACGAGAGCGACCGGGUCCUGGUGCAGUCCGUCUGCGUGCAGAUCCGAGGGCAGAUCCUGCAGAAGCUGGGGAUGUGGUAUGAAGCAGCGGAGCUAAUCCGGGCCUCGAUUGUGGGGUAUCUGACGCUUCCUCAGCCGGACAGGAAGGGCAUCUCCACCUCGCUGGGGAUACUGGCCGACAUCUUCGUGUCCAUGAGCGAGCACGACUACGAGAAGUUCAAAAACAACCCCCACGCGGCCUUGGGCCUGACGCGGGACUGUGCCCACCGCCUGCUGUCGGCCGCCGAAGCCUGCAAGCUGGCCGCCGCCUUCAGCCCCUACACACCCCUCUUCGUGCUCACGGCCAUGAAUAUCCGGGGCACGUGCCUGCUGUCCUACACCAGCGCCAGCGCCUGUCCCCCCAGGAUGCGGGCGGCGUAUCUGGGCGACGCCAGAGAGGCCUUUGAAAUCGGCCUCAUCAUGCGCGGGAUCGCGCAGGUGAAGGACCUGCUACAGGCCCAGAGCUUCCCGAGUUUGGAAGACGGGGCGUACGUCCCCGCGGGCUUCACGCGCGGGCUGGACAGGCCCCUCCUGCUGGGGCCCGUGGACUUCCAGGCGGUCCUCCAGGCCCACGCCCAGCACCACGCCUCGGUGUGCGAAGUGUUUGAAAGCAUCUGUGGAAACAAGAAAAGUGAACAGAAGGCCCCAGACACGGGCGUCUGCAUCACGGCACUGAGCACGGACACACGGGGCACGGACUCCGUGAGUGCGGAGGGUGGGCCGUGUCUCCAAACAGGCGGGGGACUGUCCCCCUCGCAGGCGGUUACAAGGAGUCUGGAGGCGCCCCAGCGGGCGGGGAGGAGGGACUGGAUCCAUUCGGAUGCAUUCCACGUCUCCCUGGGCCCAGACGUGGAGACCGAGGCCGCGUUUCGAGGCCACGGCGGCGGGGACGCUGCUCUGAGUUGCAGCGGGAGCUCCAGUCCCUGGAGCAGGCUGUCCGGGCGCAGCUCCUCCUCCAGCUGGGAGGAGGUGGACGCCCACGUGGACAGCAGGUCACCCUGCCGAGCGCCCGGCAGGGAAGGCCCUGUGGACACUCGGGGGCCCGCUGCUGGGGCGGGAGAGCCGGGCAGCCGUGGGGACAGAGCAGCUGUGCGUGCUCUGUCUUCGGAGCUUCGAGGCCUCUCUUUCCCGAUGCGCGAGGAUGGCCCUUCCAGGUCCUCUCCGAAUCACAUGCCCUCGGCCGCCUGCCCUCCUGGGAGCACCACGGGCGCUCACGUGGCCCGGCUGGCGGAGGGAGGCCCAGAGGCAAGGCAGGCAGGCAGAGCCACGGGUCCCGGAGGCACCUCCGCCCACCCCGGGCCCUCGCUGGGGUCUGUGUCUGGGUCUUCUGGUUCCCGUGGGUCCCAGAGUGCGGCCCCACGGCCUUCAUUCCAAGCAGAAGAGACCUUGGAGAUAACGGACGAGUUUCCAGCGGUCGGUGGCGAUGCCGCACACGGGUCUGGAGAGGAGCCAGGAGCAGGACGCCCACUAGGAGCAGGCCCUGCGUUUAAAGGGAGUCCCUCCAGGGGGACCCCAGAAGAAGCCGUCGAAUCCCAUGGAGUCCUGGGCGAUUCUCUGGGCGCAAGCCCCGCGAUGGCGAUGGCACGUCACCCUGCCAUGUCGCCGUGGCCCAUUCAAUACCCCGAGUCAGGACACAGCGGGGGCCCCGUCCAAGAGGAGGAGGUGGACCCCGAUGCCUCCACCGUGGACGAGGGGGGACAGCUGCUGGACCCCACCGGGCCACGGGGCUGCCCCAGGCCGUGCGCUCCGAGGCCGCCCCCUGCCUCCGGGAGCCAGGAGGCCUGCACCAGCACGGAGGAGGGGAACCAGCCCGUCCAGCUCAGCCUCAGUGGCAGCGACAGCGGCAGCUCUGGCUCCUCCUGGGGGAGCUGGUGGAGGCUGCCCACUGCGUCCAGGGGGUCCUCCGAGGGGGGCGAGCCCUGGUCCUUCCUGAACUCCAGCGGGAGUUCCUUCGGGUCGUUGGCGGGAGAGACGCGGCAGGAGACGCUCGAGGCUCGCACACUGCAGCCCCACGACCUGGAACAGCUCCUGGCCGGCGUGACGCAUGACUGGCUGCUCCAGAGGCUGGAGGGCACAGGGGUGUUCAGGCCCAGCCGCCUGCACCAGGCGUACGAUGCUCUUUUGUUGAAAUAUUCCAAGAAGUCGGAGCUGUGGACGGCCCAGGAGACUGCUGUGUACCUGGGGGACUACCUGGAGGUGACGAAGAAGGGCAGACAGAGAAACGCCUUUUGGGUUCAUUAUCUCCAUCAAGAAGAAACGCUGGGAAGGUACGUUGGGAAGGCGUAUAAGGAGCCGAAGGCGCUGUGGCUGCACUUCGCCGACGUGGAGCGCCAGGCGACCGCCCAGCACUACGUGACGGAAUUCAACAAGCGACUUUAUGAGCAGCAGAUCCCGACCCAGAUCUUCUACGUCCCCUCCGCGGUGCUGCUGAUUUUAGAGGACGAGACGAUAAAAGGGUGUGUCAGUGUGGAGCCUUACAUCCUGGGGGAGUUUGUGAAGUUAUCCAAUAACACGCAAGUGGUGAAGACCGAGUACAAAGCCACCGAAUACGGCUUGGCUUACGGCCACUUUUCUUACGAGUUUUCCAACCACAGGGAUGUCGUAGUCGAUUUACAAGGCUGGGUGACCGGCGACGGGAAGGGGCUGCUCUACCUGACAGACCCCCAGAUCCACUCGCUGGGCCGAAGAGAGGUCACCACCAACUUUGGGAGCCGGGGCAUCUCCUACUUCUUCAACCACCAGCACGCGCAGUGCAACGACAUCUGCCGGCAUCUCUCCCUGACCAGACCACCAACGGAAACACGGAACAACUCGUAGGCUUUCUGGGGAUGCGGCAGCCUCGAGAGCCGCUCACGGGGACCAGGUCCCCCUCUCCAGGUGCACAGGGGCCAGCGCAGCCUGGUCCCGGGGGCUGGGGGCCUGGGGCAGGGCUGGCCAAGGAUGGCGAGAGGAACCGAUGAGUCCAUUUCAGGGUCACACUUGGACCUGUGCCAGACCCUGGGGUCUCUCUCCCUCUUCCACUUACCCCUCUCGGCCAUCUCCCCAAAUAAAUGUCUGCAC